AUGAAGACCGUCGCCGUUGCCGUCGCUGCCCUGGCCCUCCAGGUUGUCGCCCACGAGUCUCUCGACAAGGCCGACUACUUCCCCGAGUGUUCUCUCGACUGUCUCACCGAGGCCAUCGAGAAAAGCGUCGAGUGCAAGGAGACUGACUCCAUCUGCCUCUGCGACCACGAGAACUACGAGGCCAUCUACGAGUACACCAUGGACUGUGUCAUUGACGCCUGCGGUGAAGAUGUCGCCAUCGACGAGGUCCUCCCCGCUGCUGAGCCUUACUGCUCUGACGCCACCUCUCUGUACUCCGCCACUGCCACUUCUCCCCUUCCUUCCCACACUCACUCUCACGACGAGGAGGAGGAGGAGGAAGAGGACCACACCCACGAGCACUCCCACGAUACCACCGCCGCCGAGUCCGCCGCCGAGACUACUGCCGCUGCCGCCACCACUAAGGAGGCUGCCGAGUCCGAGGCCGCUGAGACCACCGAGGCUCCUUCCACCGCUGCUGAGACUGCCGCCGCCACCACCUCUUCUGUCGAAGCCGUUUCCACUGGCGCCGCUGGUCAGCUCGGCUCCAUGGGCGCUGCUGCCAUGCUCGCCAUGGGUGCCCUUGCCGCCUUCUAA
Fusarium falciforme is the source of this 615-nucleotide messenger RNA. Its product is annotated as CFEM domain-containing protein. The record is from RefSeq and is a predicted model, not a curated record. The transcript has 2 exons. The coding region runs from base 1 to 615 and encodes 204 amino acids. Lineage: Eukaryota; Fungi; Ascomycota; Sordariomycetes; Hypocreales; Nectriaceae.